GGAGAUGUCCUCCCGGCAUUUUGUACAUCAAUUUCAAAUUGGACCAAGGAAUCUUUUAUUGGAUUGGAUUUAGCUUGUGGGGACCUUCUGUCGUGACACAUUGUAGAUGAGAUGGGUGAUUUGAUGGGAGGAGUGACAGGAAGAUGAACCAGAGAGCGAGGGAGAGUGAAACAUGUGAACAAAACAUACAUUCCUGUAGCAUUGAUUCUGUCUAUAUCACUCUUCCCUGGUGUCAAAUUAAUGAAACAGGGAAACAGGGAAUCCCAACUGUUAGUCAUAUGCAGUGGAGAGAACAGCCCAUCUACCCAUGGGUCUCAUGAGCCGCCCCUUCAUGGCUCUUAUUUAUGAGACUGGUGCGCCCCCUACUGGUGACAUACACCUGUUACACACCUUUAGUUUUUGCAGGUUACAAAACACAAACACAUGGCUUGUGUAACUCAGGAAUCAGCUGUUUGGUAACCACUACAGGGAGCAGCUGCCAGGCGUGCAGCGCCACAUACUUGAGCUUUCAACGAUGUACUAGACUUAUUUUAAGCUCUCAGGAGUUUUGCAGCCAUUUUUACAGGUAAAGUUUAUCGUCACCUUUCACUUGAAGAUGCCUCCUGCGGCAGCGGCUGGUGCCGAGGACAGUAAAGCCUUGGUGAGGAAGAUGUUGAGGGAAGUUCUGGUGGGUCAAGAGGAUCCAGAGUGGUUCUUUGCGAUGUGCGUGUCCGCCUUGGGACACCAGGAGACCCGGUCGCAGUUUCUAUUCCUCAUCCAGCCUCUGUCCACGGCCAACAGCUCCCUGCACUCCACCCUCACCUCCAUCUACAGAGAGUAUUUCUCUAAGACAGAAGAUGAUGAACUGGAACUUGCACUGGCUCUCUCUCUACUGGAGAUGAAAGAUCACCAGCUGUCAACCCCCAGCCAAGACUCUCCGCUUCAGCAACCUGGAGACAGACCGAAUCAGAGACGCUCUGUUCAGCUGGCCUCAGUAUCCCAGCCUCAGGGAAGCAGCCACGCCCAGCUAGCAGAUGUAGUUGGCAGAAGAAAAAACACCCAGUCAUCACAAGGUGCACCCUGGGUCAAGUCGAGCCAACCACAAACAACCCAGGAGACCGAGCUUCAGGAAAGCGCACAUGUUUACAAAUGUAAUAAGGAGACACCAGGGACAUGUAAGGCUGAGUGUGUCUCCAGACUGUCUGGCUCAGUUUCCAAGCAAGACACGGUAGAAAAAGGCAACCAAAUGAUGGAUGAGGGAGAGUUGACCGAAUCACAGAAACCUAAACGCUCUAAAAACAGGCGACAGCGGCGUAAAGGCGCCGGCCAGCAUGUUGUAGGUUUGCCCUGUUCUCCAUCAGCGCAGCCACCGGUGCUGCUGUGGUUCAGGAGGGACUUGCGACUUUGUGACAACCCUGCUCUCAUUGGCUCACUGGAGGUUGGCGCACCAGUCAUCCCUGUCUUCAUCUGGAGCCCUGAAGAAGAGGAGGGACCUGGGAUUACAGUGGCCAUGGGGGGAGCCUGUAAAUACUGGCUUCAUCAAGCUUUGUCUUGCUUCUCUUUAUCUCUGGAGAACAUUGGCAGCCAUCUUGUCUUCCUGAAGGCAAACAGAGAGAGAAGUGGGGUUGGAUCUUCUGUGCAAACCGUUAAGGAGCUGGUAAAGGAGACAGGAGCAAGAACAGUUGUAGCGAACGCCCUGUAUGAGCCAUGGCUGAAGGAGAGAGAUGAUGCCGUGGUGUCAGCUCUGCAGAAAGAUGGUGUUGAAUGCAAAAUGUUCGACUCGUACUGUCUCAGAGACCCUUACUCUGUCAGCACCGAGGGUGUGGGACUCAGAGGAAUAGGUUCAGUGUCUCACUUCAUGAACUGCUGCAGUCAGAACCCAGGUUCUGCGUUAGGGGCUCCCCUGGACCCUCCUGUAUCUCUACCUGCACCUUCCAACUGGCCUCAGGGUGUCUCUUUGGACAUAUUAGGACUGGCACGCAUGCCCCGCAGAAAGGAUGGCACAACAAUUGACUGGGCAGCUAACAUUCGUAAAGCCUGGGACUUCAGUGAAGAAGGAGCCCAUGCACGACUAGAAGCCUUCCUUCAAGAUGGUGUGUACAGAUAUGAAAAAGAGUCAGGCAGGGCAGAUGCGCCGAAUACCAGCAGUCUGUCUCCAUACCUUCACUUUGGUCAGCUCAGCCCACGCUGGUUAUUGUGGGAUGCCAAAGAGGCACGCUGUCGACCGCCGAAGUUCCAGCGCAAACUGGCGUGGAGGGAUUUGGCUUACUGGCAGCUAACGUUGUUUCCUGACCUCCCCUGGGAAUCACUCAGACCCCCUUACAAGGCCCUGAGGUGGAGCAGCGAUCGUGGCCACCUGAAGGCCUGGCAGCGAGGGCGAACAGGCUACCCUCUGGUGGAUGCAGCCAUGAGGCAGCUGUGGCUGACAGGCUGGAUGAACAACUACAUGAGACAUGUGGUGGCGUCCUUUCUCAUAGCAUACCUCCACCUGCCCUGGCAAGAAGGCUAUCGCUGGUUCCAGGACACCCUAGUGGAUGCAGAUGUUGCCAUAGAUGCUAUGAUGUGGCAGAACGGGGGCAUGUGUGGUCUGGACCACUGGAACUUUGUCAUGCAUCCCGUUGACGCAGCAAUGACCUGUGACCCCUGCGGCACCUAUGUCAGGAAAUGGUGCCCUGAACUUGCAGAUCUGCCUGACGAGCUUAUUCACAAACCCUGGAAAUGUCCCGCGUCUAUGCUUCGACGUUCUGGUGUGGUGUUUGGCCAGACAUAUCCUGAGCGAGUAGUUUCAGACCUGGAGGAGAGGAGGACUCAGUCUCUGCAAGAUGUAGCUGUGGUGCGGAAAAAGUUUGGACAAUAUGUGGACAAGCGCUCAGGUUGUGAUCUGGUGCCUCUGCCCCAACGCCUGGUCUCUGAGGCUUUGGGUUUGUCACACAGCGAUGGGGGUGUGGUGACAACAGGGAAACAGUUCUUGUUGCCUGUUAUCACCCGCAUGGAAUUCAAACACCAGCUAGAAGAUCCAGACGCAGACGCCGCAUCCAACCCGUACAAUGCUGUCCUGAAAGGAUACGUGAGCCGCAAGAGGGAUGAGACCAUUGCCUUCCUUAACGAGAGAGACUUUACUGCCAGCGUGAUGUAUGAGGGAACCCAGAGGAGGGAGAGGCUGGAGAGUGAUUAUCGCAGAAUGGAGGGACUCCCUCGGCCUGCUGCACCUCGGGGCAGAGCCAGGCGAACUCCAACAGCCAAGGACAGGUUUUCUGUAGUACCUGGUGGGGCAGUCACCUCACUCAGGUGACCUCGUGAUCAAGACGGAAUAUUUACAGGUUUAUUGUGACCAGACAGUCAAAAGUAAAAUGUUACAGAAUAGGAAAGGGAUGAGGAAGAAAUUGGACGAAACAUCUCCUCUUUAAAUCUACUCUGGACUCUAAGCGGUGGGCAGAGUGAGACAGAUUUGCAAAAUGCUCAUAACUUCUUGUACACCGAGAGUUUGAUCUCAGGUAUUAGGCUGGUAUGAAUCCAUUGCUCAAGUGCCAAACACCGGCUCCUGGGCCUCAUGUAUAAAAAUGUUCAGAUAUAUACUUGUAAUCUUGCAUUUUACAUUUUGGUUGUUGGGGUGCCUUUUGAAAUUUGUAUUAUGUGUUCUAACUACAAGCUGUACAAUGUGUGUGUACAUCACAGGUGGUCGACUAAAGCAGUUUUCUUUGUAUUUAUUUUAUAUGAUGCAGAUGACUUAAUAUGCAAAUAUUAUGCAAUACUCUGACAGUUUUUAAAUAUUACCUGUACAUUGACAAGUAGUAUUUCUUAAAACAUUGCCCAGAUUUAUAAUAUGAAGUUGAACCUUUGGGAAUAAAAACAUGACAAAAAACACAAUA
This is a messenger RNA of Acanthopagrus latus (yellowfin seabream), 3848 nucleotides long. Its product is annotated as deoxyribodipyrimidine photo-lyase. Gene Ontology annotation, molecular function: FAD binding; DNA binding. Gene Ontology annotation, cellular component: nucleus; cytoplasm. The transcript is spliced from 9 exons. Lineage: Eukaryota; Metazoa; Chordata; Actinopteri; Spariformes; Sparidae. The record is from RefSeq and is a predicted model, not a curated record. Gene Ontology annotation, biological process: entrainment of circadian clock by photoperiod; circadian regulation of gene expression. Bases 596 to 3271 code for a protein of 891 amino acids.